Molecule: messenger RNA, 1130 nt
Organism: Paramecium sonneborni
Lineage: Eukaryota; Ciliophora; Oligohymenophorea; Peniculida; Parameciidae
Source: the annotation of a GenBank genome assembly
AAUGUUUAAUACAUUCAAAUAAAUAUAAUAUUAUAUGAGUUUUUUGAGAUCUAAAAAAAUGAAAUAUUGUAAUUUAGUAAUCCCUAUAGAAAGUGCUUAUGUAGUGAUGAAUGAAUUAGCAAGAUUAGGAUAGUUUCAUUUUUUAGAUUAUGAUCCAUAAUUAUCAAUGAUCAACAGACCAUUUGCUAAUUAUGUAAAAAGGUAUUAAUAAAAUGAACUAAUAUAAGAUAUGAUUCAAUUUAAAAAUUGAAUUUUUUUGAACUACUUCUUGAAGAAUUCAAAAAAAAUCUUCAUUAUUGUGAAAAUGUUCAAACGUUGUUAGAUUAUUUAUAAUAAGUUCAAUAUAGAAGAAUGAACCAAGGACAUGCUUAAUUUGCUGAAUUUUAACAAGAAAUAGAAUUUUAAAAAUAUAAAUUCAAGAGUAAUUUACUAAUUUGUAAAAUCUACGGAAAAGUAAAUAUAAUAACAGAAUAAUAAUUGGUUUUGUAAAAAGCAUAAGACAUUCUAGGUUAAUCAGCAUUCUCAUAGUAUUUUUAUGAUUUUAAUUCUAUAUAGUUGUAAUAGAUAAAGAAGAAGAAGUUCGAUUCACUUUGUUAUUUAUUACUUCAAUUUUAAAAAUCUGCUAAUUUUAUGUAAAGUUUAAAUUAUGAAGAAACAUUUAAGUUUAGAUAAAAAAUUAUUAAUUUUUAAUUAUUUAUAAAAAGUAAAUAAUAUUUAUUUAUAACUUAAUAAAACAUAAUUCAACGAGAAAAAAACUUUUCAUUUGAAUUAAGUUUAAUAUUAUUAUAUUAUAGGAUGUAAAAUCUUCGCCUAGAUAUAUUAGGAGGAAUUAGUAAUACUGCUUCCUAUCUUCGUUUUUGGGCAUUAUCUUUAGCACAUGGAUAAUUAGCAGAAGUAUUCUAUAAUAUGUGUUUGCCUGGAAAUUAGAAACAGGAGGAAUCUUAGGUGGGUUGUUAAGAGGAUACUUUUAUCUUUUCUUACUUUUGGAGUUUUGAUGACUUUGGAUGAAAUGGAAUACUUUUUGCAUGCUCUACGUUUACACUGGUAUGAUACACUUUAAUCAAAGGGUUGAAUUUCAGAAUAAGUUUUAGGAUAUUUGUUUAUUGGCUAUUCUUACAAAAAAAUUUUGA